ACUUCUCUCUAUAUAUACAAAGUCCCCUGCUACGAUCAAAAAGCACCUCGCAGUUAACACAGCACCAGAACCAAAGAGAAAAAAUAUUCCCCGAAACGACACUGCUUUCAGUACUGACCCGCACUAGUACCAAAAUCAAAAAUCAAAAUCCCCAUUCAAUUAGUAACCCUAAAAAUCAAAAUGCCUCAAGUGAGAAUUAUUGCAAAGAAUUUCAUGGACAUGGUAGCUUCCUUACCAGCCAUGAAACUCGACACGCUCUAUCAAAACGCAUUCAUCUGCGAAGCCAUACUCAGGUCAUUGCCGCCUUUAGCGAAGAAAUAUGUAGUACAAAUUUUGUUUUUUGACGGCCCAGUAUCAGGUAAAUUGCUGGAGCAAUGGGUGCUUGCUGAUGGGGUCACCAAACAUAGAGUUGCUAUUGAUCGGUUGAUUCAGUUGAGAAUUUUUAUUGAAGUUUCUGACAAGAAAAGGGAGAGUAGUUAUAAAUUAAACCAGACGUUUCAGGCUAAUCUACGAAAGCAUUUAACAAAUGGUGGAGUUUUGCCAAGGGAAACAAUGGCUGCAGUUGUAAAACUCCCUAGCUUGGAGGAAUUAGAUACCUACGCGCUUGAACAAUGGGAGUGUUUUUUGCUACUUCUUAUAAGCUCUGGCCAAGCAGAAAAGCCAACUAGCUUGAGCUCUUCCAUGAUGAAAAUUUUUCAGCGGGGUCUUUUGUCUCAGAGGGAUAGAGAUGCUCCAAGAUUAACUGAGGGUGGUUUUCAGUUUUUGCUGAUGGAUACAAAUGCACAGCUGUGGUACAUCAUCAGAGAAUAUAUCACUAAUUCUGAGGAGAGAGGUACAGAGCCCGCGGAUCUGAUUUCUUUUCUUCUGGAGCUUAGCUUUCAUGUCACUGGCGAGGCAUAUAAUAUGAAUACAUUGACUGAGAUUCAGAGAAAUACUAUCAAGGACCUUGCAGAAUUGGGAUUGGUUAAACUUCAGCAGGUUAUUCUAGUUUGGGCUAUUGGAAGGAAAGAGAGUUGGUUUAUACCUACUAAAUUGGCUACGAAUCUUUCAGUGAGCUUAACAGAUUCAUCAUCACGGAAACAGGGAUAUGUUGUUGUAGAAACCAACUUUAGAUUGUACGCGUACUCAUCAUCAAAGCUUCAUUGUGAAAUUCUACGUCUUUUCUCAAAGAUAGAAUAUCAACUUCCAAACCUUAUAGUUGGAGCAAUAACAAAAGAAAGUUUGUAUACAGCUUUUGAAAAUGGCAUCACGUCUGACCAAAUAAUUUCUUUUCUUCAGCAGAAUGCUCAUCCUCGUGUGGCAGAGAGAUUACCAUCAGUUCCUGAAAAUGUCACUGAUCAGAUUAGAUUGUGGGAAGCAGAUCUGAACAGGGUUGAGAUAACCCCCUCGCAUUUCUAUGAUGAGUUUCCAUCUAGGGAUACAUUUGAGGCUGCUUGUGACUUUGCACGGGAGUGGAAUGGUUUGCUGUGGGAGGAUUCAAAGAAAAUGCGGGUUGUAGUGAAGGCAGAAAUUCACAUGAACAUGCGAGAGUUUCUUCGUGGUCAAAAGUAGUACGGCAGAUGUUAUCUAUUUGUUUGCGACCAUUACAACUUCGAUAAAAGAAAAACAAGCCAAAGCCAUGUGCAACAUGCUACAUAUACAAUAUAGGGUUCCUCGAUGUAAGAGUGUUUUGGGUGAUCUUAGGUUGAUUUUCCAGUAAUAUAGAGUAUUUUGGGAUCUUGUGGUCGUGGUUUUCAAUACCUUCUGAGAAUGUGUACCAAGGGCAAAAAAGAGCUCUUACAAGCAGCGAGAUAGGUUUUUGUUUAUACACAUUUAUUAUUUGAUACAAAGGGAUGAGUUUCCUGUACAUUAAA
Molecule: messenger RNA, 1853 nt
Organism: Populus nigra (black poplar)
Lineage: Eukaryota; Viridiplantae; Streptophyta; Magnoliopsida; Malpighiales; Salicaceae
Product: general transcription and DNA repair factor IIH subunit TFB2
Exons: 15
Coding region: 181-1551 (456 amino acids)
Biological process (GO): nucleotide-excision repair
Cellular component (GO): transcription factor TFIIH holo complex; transcription factor TFIIH core complex
Molecular function (GO): double-stranded DNA binding; ATPase activator activity
Source: RefSeq, a predicted model, not a curated record